Caenorhabditis remanei is the source of this 978-nucleotide messenger RNA. RefSeq lists its product as uncharacterized. Gene Ontology annotation, molecular function: protein binding. NCBI's taxonomy places the organism in Eukaryota, Metazoa, Nematoda, Chromadorea, Rhabditida, Rhabditidae. The coding region runs from base 1 to 978 and encodes 325 amino acids. The record is from RefSeq and is a predicted model, not a curated record. The transcript is spliced from 2 exons.
AUGGAACUUACCUUUCCACUACUACGACUACCCGAGAAUGUCAUCAUCAAAGUUCUCAAAAACCUGUGGUUGAGUCAAUUGUUCAAAUUCUCUCUGGUCUCAUCGGAAACUAAGAAUCUUGUGACAUCAUUGGGAUUAAAAGCAAGUGAUGUUGACAUCAUCAUUUCGCGCAGUAUUAGAGUAGCUGUGUACGUUGGGGAAAACCUAAAAAACCAUUUGACUCUGGAUUUCUAUAAGGAUUCAAAUGAUCAGAAUGCGGUCGCAGAUAUAUCUCUUUCAGUUGAUGCUCCUUUUGAUUAUGAAGGGACAAGAAUUCAAACAUCGAUUCUAUUCAACUUCAGCAAUUGGUUGAAACAUAUUCAGUCUUUGUUCUGUCUUAAUCAGCCACGAAAUGUUUUCUUUUAUCAAGGCUGUGAGCGAUUCCAACUUCAAUCGUUGAAAGAUGCAAUUGGAAAUGUCAACUUUCUAUCGUUGUUUAAUCAAAUCAACGUUCUGAGCAGGGAAGUUUUGAAACAUUUCAAUACUCCCAGCAGAUUGUUUCUAUGGAUGAAUCCAUUCGAAGAAGCGUGUCAGAUUCAACAAGUUUUCCUUCAAAACUUCGAAACCAUCGCAUUUCGUAACUUCUUUUCGUUGGAUGAUAUGCUACUGGCCAAUAGUGUAAGAGUCGAUCUCUGCCAUCCAAUAUCUCAGAAACAGUUCAACCAAUUCGUCAAACACUGGAUCCGUGGGUCAAAUCCAAGACUGCAAUGCAUGUCUCUAUCAAUCGAUAAAACUGAUUUUGCCAGUGGAGUAGUGUAUUUAAAAGGAAUCAGAUGCAUGGAAAUGAGUGAAGAUGCGAAAAAAGAAAUCCGUGAAAAACACAAACUGCCAGUUAAUGUUGAUAUGAUACAGAUUAGACGGAAUGAUGGGACACCUGCAGUGAUUGUGUCCAAAGAUCUAGAUGAUCGUAUUCAUAUUCAUCUAAUUGUUUUACACUGA